Priapulus caudatus is the source of this 3717-nucleotide messenger RNA. RefSeq names its product plastin-1-like. The record is from RefSeq and is a predicted model, not a curated record. The transcript has 13 exons. Gene Ontology annotation, molecular function: calcium ion binding; actin filament binding. Gene Ontology annotation, cellular component: actin filament; cytoplasm; actin filament bundle. NCBI's taxonomy places the organism in Eukaryota, Metazoa, Priapulida, Priapulimorpha, Priapulimorphida, Priapulidae. Gene Ontology annotation, biological process: actin filament network formation; actin filament bundle assembly. Bases 80 to 1984 code for a protein of 634 amino acids.
UUCGCGUAGUUGUGUGAGUAGGAGGUCGAGAGAGCCAGUGCGUAGCGACCACCAACACGUCGCCACACAUACACAGAAGAUGGCGGAGCAUUCGUUGCAGCUUACGGCUGAUGAGAAAGCGGAAUUAGCGGAAUUGUUCGACACAGUCGAUGUCGACGGUAACGGCUACGUCACGGUGGACGAGCUGGGUGACGCACUGAACACUGUCGGCAUCAAAAUCGCACCGUACGAGGUGCGGCGGCUCAUCAACGAGUAUGACCUCGACAAGGAAGGCUCGCAGGGAAGGGGCAAGCUGCAGUUUGAGGAGUUUCAGCAGCUGUGCAUCAGUCUGCGCUCCAAGGACAUUGCCACGAAAUUCCGCAAGCUGGUUACGAAGCGGACGAACCUGGACACCCUCAGUGGUAUGUCGCAGGCAUCGGCCGAGGGAACGACGCACUCUGUGCGCCACGAGGAGGAGGUAGCCUUCUCUGACUGGAUAAACACAAACCUGGGUCAUGACCGUGAUGUGGGUCAUCUCCUACCAAUAGAUGCAGAUGGCAAGAGCUUGUACGCAAAAGUGAAUGACGGAAUACUUCUUUGUAAGAUCAUCAACCACUCGGUGCCAGAGACGAUCGACGAGCGCGCGAUCAACAAGAAGAACCUGACCAUCUACCGCAAGCACGAGAACCUGGUGCUGGCGCUGAACUCGGCAUCGGCGAUCGGCUGCAACAUCGUCAACAUCGGCGCCGCCGACCUCGAGCAGGGCAAGCCGCAUCUCGUGCUCGGCCUCGUCUGGCAGAUCAUCAGGAUCGGACUAUUCAACCAGAUCGAUCUUCAGCACUGUCCUGGCCUCGCUGCUCUUGUACAAGAUGGAGAGAGGCUGGAGGACAUGAUGAAGCUGUCUCCUGAGAGCAUCCUCAUCCGCUGGGUGAACUAUCACCUGGAGAGGGCCGGCGUCAGCAAGCGAGUGUCAAACUUCACCUCAGACAUCAUGGACUCUGAAGCGUACAUCCACUUGCUUAACCAAAUCGCACCAAAGGAGGCUGGAGUGACUACAACUGCUAUCCAUGAGACUGACAAGUUGAAGCGUGCUGAAUCAAUGCUGUGUGAGGCAGACAAGAUCGACUGCCGAGCAUUUGUGACCGCACAGGAUGUUGUCAGUGGCAACAGCAAGCUUAACACUGCCUUCGUCGCAAACUUGUUCAACAUGUACCCGGCGCUCGACAAACCUGAAGACAUUCCUGACUGGGAAAUGGAGGGAGAAAGCGCAGAGGAGAAGACGUAUCGCAACUGGAUGAAUAGUAUGGGUGUGAGUCCCUAUGUGAACUGGCUCUACAGUGACUUGUGUGAUGGACUCAUCAUUUUCCAGUUGUAUGACAUCAUCAAGCCUGGCAUCGUCAAUUGGAAUCGUGUACACAAGAAGUUUUCCAAGUUGAAGGCCUUCAUGGAGAAGAUCGAGAACUGUAACUAUGCUGUCGAGCUGGGAAAAGAGCUGAAAUUUUCCCUGGUUGGUGUUGGCGGCCAGGAUCUCAAUGAAGGAAACCAGACACUCACACUAGCGUUGGUGUGGCAGUUGAUGAGGGCAUACACUCUUAGCAUCCUGACUCAGCUGAGUGGAGCUGGCCACCCAAUCGUAGAAAGGGAAAUCAUUGUGUGGGUCAAUAACAAGUUGAAAUCCAGUAACAAGAAGUCAUGCAUCACAAGUUUCCAGGAUCCGAGUAUAGGUAAUGCGCGGGUCGUGAUUGACCUAGUCGAUGCGAUCAAGCCAGGCUCCAUCAACUAUGACGUCGUCAGGAGUGGUCUAAGUGAACAGGAUCGCAUGCUGAAUGCUAAAUACGCUAUCUCGAUGGCAAGGAAGACUGGUGCCAAGGUAUAUGCUCUGCCAGAGGACAUCGUCGAGGUCAAAUCCAAGAUGGUGAUGACCGUAUUCGCUUGCCUCAUGGGCCGUGCUUACAUCCCUUCCACAGGCACCGUGGUUGGCAGCAAUGGAACAAACGGGCAGUAGAUGUGGUUUCGUCAGGUGUUGGAUCACCUGUGUCGGCAUGCAAUGGCACCAGAACACUUUUUCGUGCACGUGUCUGUGUGCAUUAACUCUGCUCUAUAUUUCAAUGUUAUCUUUGUUUAGUUGUUUAAACGGAGGUUUGAUAUUCAUUUUCAUUUAGUAUUGCCCAUGACAUGGCCACAUGCCCAUUUAGAAUAGAGGAAGCUCUGUAGUGUGGGGCAACAUCACCACCAUCGCCUCUUCAAUUUUUGUCUCAGCACAAUAGGAAAUCAGUAAAUUUGGUGUAUAUGUUGUCACUACAGUAAGGAUAAACAGCCAACUGAUAAACAUUCCAGACGGGUAAAUGCAUUGAAGAAAAUACAUCGAUAGACCAUAAACAAGCAUUCCAACUCUUUUUAAAUGCACUUGGUUGUAGUAACGAUAUACACCGAUGAAUCAUUUUGUAGUUGGGAUCAAAUAACGCGAGAUGCCUUGUGAUGAUGAAAGGUUCAAUUCUAAAAAAUAGGCGAGCUGGUUGUUUAUGAGCAUCACAUAUUGAAUGUGUUUUUUAGUCACAGUUUAUGGGAAUUAUGUGUGUAAGAAAUCGACCAAUUAAUAUCCAGUGUUGUGUCUUGUUUUGCAAAAUCCUAUUUAAAAAAAUUUGUUUAUAUUCCGUCAUUUUAUUGUAGAAAAAUACUUGAGAUUACAAUUGUGUGUGACCGCUGGGCCUUUCAUAUAUACCAUAUAUUGGAAUAAAAUAUACUAUUAACUAAACCCAUUGGAGUAGCAUCACUGAGCAAACAAAGUUUUUAAUUAUUUUACCGCAGGCCUUUGGGCUACUGGACAUUCUGGUAAUGUUUGAUGAGUCGUUAUUGUGUGUAGUUUGUGAAAAAUACUGUUGGUUGUGCUGUUGUUUUUAUAUGAAAACGUGUUACAUUAUUGUUAGCCUUGCUUACCGUUUUCGCAUUUCGAAUUUUUAGAUACCCACUUCAACUCCCUGUAUUAUUCAGCGUUGCCUUACUAUAUCUGCUCAGGCUGGUAGUAUGUGUGAUAUCUACAUACUGCCGUAUGUUAUCUUCAUUCUGAACUGCUUGUGAUGGUUGCAAGCAAUGCAACCAUGUCCUCUGUGAUGAAUUGGCUUUUAUCGUACAAGUGUUGUGCCUAAAUGAUAAACGUCUCGUACGUGGGUCUAGAAAGCCUAAGAAUAUGUUACUGAGGUACAUAUUUUCCAUUGCAUUAUAGUUGUUUUUCAAAAUAAACAGCGUGCCACGGACGAUAAGCCGCUCAGUAGCGGUAUUGUGAAACUCUGUGUCAAAAAGGGGAAUUUUUAUAGAAAUUUCCAAAGCAACCCAAGUGAGUAAUCGGGUAACAGUUAAUCUAUGCAUGUUCAGGUUAGUGACUGCAGACGAUGAUCGUUGGGUUGUUGUAGCCAUGUUGAACUUUUACACGAUUAUUCAUAGAGUGCGUUGAUGUAUUUUUCUCUUACUGACACCCCGCAUUUAUAGAAUUAGGUAGUAAAUGGUUAUCAUGUUUCGGUUAUGAGCGUGAGCGUUUUCGCUGUGUACUUACACGUUAGAUAUUAAGAAUGUUAUAUUGUCUUACAGGUACACUCGAACUCUUUUAAGGAAAUCAGUUACAUAUAUAUAUAUAUUAUAUACAAACAGACUGGUUUUAUAACCAUAUUCCAUGAAAAACGUACAUAACUUUAAUUCGCCGUUAAUUUGCUAUGAAAUAAAGUGAAAUAUCGUUAUUGUAAA